AUGAAAACCCGUCGGGUCCUCAUCCAAACUCCCCCUCUUCCAUUUCCAUCCAUAAAAUCUUACCUUCUUCUUCUGCCACAAACACGCCGCCACUCAUCCCUCUUCUCAACCACCUCCACUUCCGGUGACCACCACUCUUUCACUGUCUCCUACCUCACCACCAAGUGCGGCUUCUCCCAUGAAGACGCUCUCAGAGCAAACAGGCGCGUUCGCUUUGACACCCCGGUCAAGCCAGAUUCCGUCAUCUCCUUCUUCAAAGCCCACGGUUUCUCACUCUCCCAAAUCACCACCAUCAUGCGCAGGAUUCCCGUGUUCCUCACAUGCGACCCCACCAAUGCAAUCUUGUCAAAGUUUCAAUUUUUAUCAUCCAAAGGUGCUUCUCCCUCUGACAUUGUACUCAUGACCACAAGGAGUCCUCGCUUCCUGCUUCGAAGCCUUGACCAUAUAGUAUCCUUGUACGAAUUGGUAAGGAGGUUCUGUCCCUCUGAUCUUAAGGCCAUUGCUUAUAUAACUGCAUGGCCAUCAUCCAUUGCUGAUGUUCGUCUGGCUCAAAAUGUGAAAUUGCUGCUUGAUGAAGGGUUGACCAAUGCCAACAUUCACCAUUUGCUUAGAACUAGGCCUUCUGUGCUGUCCUCUGCUGAUUUGAAGAAAACAGUUGAGGAAGUGAAGCAAUUGGGGUUUGAUCCUUCACACUCUUAUUUCAGUGUGGUGUUGCUGACCAAAAGGGCCAUAACUAAGUCCAAAUGGGAGGCUAAAGUUGAUGUCCUUAAGAAAUGGGGCUGGUCCGAACAAGAUUUUUCGGAGGCCUUUAGGAGGCACCCCAAUUUUAUGCUACGUUCCGAGGACAAACUCAAUGCAGUGAUGAGCUUUUGGAUCAGUAAUCUCGGCUGGGAUUCUUCGGCGCUUCGCAUUAGACCGAUGCUUUUUGGAUGCAGUUUGGAGAAGAGGCUUAUUCCUAGAGCUAAGGUUGUCAAAUAUCUUCUCUCCAAUGGUUUGAUGAAGAAGAAUGCUAGCAUAAUCACACCAUUUUCUUUGACUGAGGAGCUGUUCCUCAAGAAGUGUGUCACAUGUUUUGAGGAGAAAGAUCGGUCUCGCCUAUUAACACUAUAUCAAGGAGGAUGUUAGCAUUUUUGAGUUAGUCAACUCUUGAUGCCAAAUUUUGUGUCAAGCAAUCUUUUGUUUUUUCUUGUCACUUUAGUCUAUGAUUAGAUUUCUACUAAUUUGAUUGAACAGUCUCAUUUGCUUGGCUGAAAGCUUUUUAGAUUUUACUCAUAGAUCUUACCUGAAUCAGUUAUACUUGAUUGUUCAUAAGUAUAAAUGGUAUUGUGCUCAGAGAUAA
This is a messenger RNA of Arachis duranensis, 1339 nucleotides long. RefSeq lists its product as uncharacterized. The record is from RefSeq and is a predicted model, not a curated record. Gene Ontology annotation, molecular function: double-stranded DNA binding. Gene Ontology annotation, biological process: regulation of DNA-templated transcription; chloroplast organization. The coding region runs from base 1 to 1125 and encodes 374 amino acids. Gene Ontology annotation, cellular component: chloroplast. The transcript has a single exon. Lineage: Eukaryota; Viridiplantae; Streptophyta; Magnoliopsida; Fabales; Fabaceae.